Messenger RNA from Plasmodium gonderi, 1356 nucleotides. RefSeq lists its product as hypothetical. The coding region runs from base 1 to 1356 and encodes 451 amino acids. The record is from RefSeq and is a predicted model, not a curated record. NCBI's taxonomy places the organism in Eukaryota, Apicomplexa, Aconoidasida, Haemosporida, Plasmodiidae. The transcript is spliced from 3 exons.
AUGAAUACCUUUAGCGGUUUUUCACCUAACGACAUAAGUAAAACCAAUGAAAGUAACACACUAAAUAAUUUUUUGGGAGCACAACAAUCACCCAUUAGUUCAAAUAAAAUAGAAAAUGAAAAAACUCUUAAUGUUAAUAACACUACCUUUAAUACCCCAUCCAAUAUAGUCAACUCUUUUAGUAACAAAACAAACAUUUUAAUAAGUGAAGAUAAAUCAAUCCAAAGCGGGUUUACAAAUGUAUUAAAUAAUAACAUGCCACCAGUGGCGAACAAAGCAGAAAAUUUGACAAAUGUGAACAACACGAAUAAUGGAAAUGGCAACUGUAACAACAACAGUGCUAGCAAUAAUAUCAUCAAUAACGAUGGAAGUAGAGACAACGAAGACUUGAGGAAAAAUGCAGAAAAAAAUGAUUUGCAAAUUGAUAGGCACAACGGAAAUAUUAGUUUUGAAAAUAAAUUCAAUUUUAACAGUUCCCUAAAAAUUAGGAAAUCCUUGACGGAGCAACUUUGUGAGGAAAUAUCUAUGAAGCUUGGGAAAAUAUUUUUGUGCAAAUCGUACCUAGAAACGUACGUUUUUGAAAGGAAUCCAUAUAUGAUGAACUUCAUUUACUUGAAAGAUGACAUGAGUGAAUCGAAAAACCGAGUUUUAAAUUCUUUGCUUUUAAGCUCGUUCUGUAAUUUAAUAUGGAAUAAUAAUAUAUACAAACAUGAAUAUUUAAUUUCGAAAGAAAUAUUAAGUAAAUAUGCCAAAGCAAUAGAAAAAAACCCAGAUAAAAAUAAUUUUUGUAUUGUACCUAUAUACAAUUUAGAGAAAGUAAAAAUGGCCUUAAGUGAUCAGGAGAAAAAUAUAAAAAUUCUGAAAAAAAGAAAGUUACUUAUUAAAAAGAAUAAUGAAAAUCUUUUAUUCAUUUUAUAUAUUAUAAAAAAUAAUUUUUUAGAAAUAAAAACAAAAGCUCAGCGCAUUAUUCAAAGAUUAUUAUUCAGACUAGAUAUACUAGAUAAACUUUUUAUGCUAAAAAAUAAUUCUGUUUUUUUUUCAAAUAAAUAUGAAUUUAAUAAAUUUAAAUUGAUGGAAAUCUUGGAUUUCUUUAACUCUUUCAACAUAGACAGUCAGCUUCAAAAAAUUAAUAAAAAUAUAAAAAACCUUGUACAAGAAAAGAAAAACCUUCAGAAGUUUCUUCACUCAGAUAACGAAUUUACAAGCUCUUUAAGGAAUACUGUUGAAAAAAACGAACAGGACAUAAUCGAACUGAAAGGAACAACUUCAGAGAUAUGCAUAAAUUUGGAAGAAAAUAAAGAAUAUAUAUACCACUUGAAUGCAUUUGAAAGGGAAGAAAAUUAUGAAAUGUUAUAA